Molecule: messenger RNA, 552 nt
Organism: Magallana angulata
Lineage: Eukaryota; Metazoa; Mollusca; Bivalvia; Ostreida; Ostreidae
Exons: 2
Coding region: 16-516 (166 amino acids)
Source: RefSeq, a predicted model, not a curated record
AGCAUCAAAUUCAAGAUGGCCACCUUAGUUACCACUAAGCAUAUAAGGAAAUGCAGAUGGGUCACUGGGUGGAAAACGGUACAGGAGUACAAACUCAACGACGUGGCUGAAAACUCGGACGACGAGAAACGUAUCCGCAGUGCAAGAACACAGGGCACUCAAACAGACGAAACAGGGGAAGAAGUCACGAUUCUCACCAUAUCACAAACCUACACCGACAGCUGCGACUGGCUCUCCUGCUCAGUUACCUUCUUAUGGUCUUCAACAGCAGAACAAUGUCCUACAGACGACAAACCGAAUCAUUCCUCCAGCCCUUUCGUGCAGCUAGCAGGCGCACACCGCAACCAAGUGACGUCUGCUACAAAUGUUUUCAAACGGGACACUGGAAAUCAAGAUGCCCUUCUCAGCUCGGCAGCACUGCGUUCCCUCCUCAAAAUGAAAUUGAUUAUAAAAACAAACUACGGUAUCUACGCGGUAUCUACUAGACACAAUGUUGCCCAGAUUGACAAAAUUUGACCGCCCAUGCAACUUUAAAUCGGACUUUUCUACAGA